AUGGCGAACCCAACGGCAUUUCAAACGGGAGCACUUCCUCCCCUACGUACCAACUGGGACCAAGUCUCGGAAUGGCUCAAAGCCGGCGACAACCUGUUGGAAGACUUGCACAAACGCCUGGAUGAAGCUCCCGAUGCCCUUGGCAGUGGCAAUAUGCCCGAUUUCGACACAGACAACGACAGUGACAAGGUAGCCGACCUGGCACUGAAAAUCGAAAACAUGGGCAAGAAGCUGAGAGAGCUUCAAAAGGAGUCCAAUGAGCAUGUCGAAAAUAUCGAUGCGCCCCGGCAAAGCCUCAGGCAAGUCAUGGACAAAGUACCUAACUUUAUCUCACAAAAUGUUGGCCUCAAUUCCGCGGCUACUCAAGACCUCUUGACACACUUCCUGGAAGCUUUCAAAACCCUGGACCCCAUUCGCGAGCUGUCCCCUAGUCACAAGACUGCUCUCUUCAAUGCCGAGGUACAACUGUUGCAGGAAAAGCUGUCAAUGUUGAAAACUCAAACAACGGCCAGGCCCGACGACCUGGAAGAAUGUCAACACACCAGUCAGGAGUCGCAAAGAAGUCUCAUCAAACUACGAGAAGAGUUGAAAGUCAAGCAAGACAAGAUCAGGUCGCUAGAACAAGACCUAGAGCAGUCCAAUUCAACAGUAGAUGAUACCAAGGCCCGUUGCGACAAGAAAAUCCAGCUACUCAAGGACUCGAACAAAAAGAAUGAAGAAGACAUGCAAACAUGGUUCAACGAGAAGACGGCCGAGGUCGAGAAGUGGAGUCUAGCCAUCCAAGACUACGAAAAGGAGAAAAAGGACAAUGUACAAAAGAUCAAGGACCUGGAGACCGAAGUUGCCAUGAAACAACAGACCCUAGACCGUCUGUCACAGAAGACCUCUCAGGCUGGACAUGUACAUGGUGUUGACGUGGAGGUCCUGCAGAGUGAAAAGGCUACUCUAGAGGAUGAGCUGUACUCACUCCGCCUACAAAACAAGGCAAGUGAGCAAGAAGCCGAGAUGCUUGGCUCACAAAUUCAGACGUUGGAGCAAGAGAAGAUGGUGGCCAUACAAGCCCAUCAAAAUGUCAAUCGGUUACUGCAGAAAGAAGUAGAGGACCGCAAGUCAUGGACUGAUGAGAUUGGGUUGCUAAAGCUGCAACUCGAAGAUGAAAAAACAGCGCACUCGGAAGCCAGAGAUGGAGAGAUCCAGGCGCUCGACGCGUUCAACCAGGGGCUCGAAGCACGUCAAGAGUUGGAGAAUGCCAAGAAGCUUGAAGAGGUCCAAAAGGUACACGCCCAAAGAGACCUUGAUGUACUGCGCUCUGAAAUAGAGUCUUUGAGGAAGAGUCAUGGCCAGCUUCUCGAAGAAAAGAAUAAAUCCCAGGAAGAUUUGGUCAACAUGACAAGACAGAGAGACGAAAUUGUCACGGAACGAGAUGGUUUUGAAAAGGACCUCGAGAAUAUGACUCGGCAGUAUGAAGAGGCAAAUGAACAAUCAAAGAGAUAUAGCAAUCUCUACAGGAACGUCUCAAAAGAAAAAGAACAUCUUGAGGGUUAG
Molecule: messenger RNA, 1545 nt
Organism: Pestalotiopsis fici W106-1
Lineage: Eukaryota; Fungi; Ascomycota; Sordariomycetes; Amphisphaeriales; Sporocadaceae
Exons: 1
Coding region: 1-1545 (514 amino acids)
Source: RefSeq, a predicted model, not a curated record